UUAGGAGACUGUUGGCUUCUAGCAGCCAUUGCUUCUCUCACUUUGAAUGAAGAAAUUUUGGCUCGGGUGGUUCCCAGAGAUCAAAGUUUCCAAGACAGUUAUGCAGGAAUCUUCCACUUCCAGUUCUGGCAGUAUGGAGAGUGGACAGAUGUUGUUGUUGAUGAUCGAUUGCCAACCAAAAAUGGAGAGCUACUUUUUGUUCACUCAGCAGAGAGAAAUGAAUUCUGGAGUGCCCUACUGGAGAAGGCCUAUGCCAAGGUGAAUGGUUCUUAUGAAGGUCUUUCAGGAGGAAGCACUACUGAGGGCUUUGAAGACUUUACUGGUGGAAUUGCAGAGUGGUAUGAGCUGCAGAAAGCACCACCAAACCUGUUCAAAAUAAUCCAGAAAGCUCUUCAGAAAGGUUCUCUCCUUGGGUGUUCUAUUGAUAUCACAAGUGCUGCUGAGACCGAGGCAGUCACAACCCAGAAGCUGGUCAAAGGACAUGCGUACUCUGUCACAGGGGCUGAAGAGGUGAAUUUCCGAGGCAGCAUUCAGAAGCUGAUCCGGAUCCGAAAUCCCUGGGGAGAAGUUGAAUGGACUGGAAAAUGGAAUGAUAAGUGCCCAAACUGGAAUGGUAUUGAUCCAGAAGUGAAAGAGAGAUUGACCAGACAGCAUGAAGAUGGAGAAUUUUGGAUGUCAUUUAGUGAUUUCCUGAGGCAUUAUUCCCGUCUUGAGAUCUGUAAUUUGACUCCAGACACUCUGGCCGCUGACAAAUAUAAAAAAUGGAAGUUGAACUUGAUGGAUGGAAACUGGAGAAAAGGUUCCACAGCUGGUGGAUGCCGAAAUUAUCCUAAUACAUUUUGGAUGAAUCCACAAUAUUUGAUUAAACUUGAGGAAGAAGAUGAGGAUCCAGAUGACCCAGAAAGAGGUUGUACCUUCUUGGUUGGUUUGAUUCAGAAACACCGUCGGAAGCAGAGGAAGAUGGGAGAGGAUAUGCACACAAUUGGCUUUGCAAUCUAUGAGGUGCCUGAACAGUCUUCUGCCCAAAAGAAGGUCCAUCUGAGCAAAAACUACUUUCUCACAAACCGAGCAAGGGAACGAUCCAACACAUUCAUCAAUCUUCGGGAGGUGUUAAAUCGAUUCAAGCUUCCCCCAGGAGAGUAUAUUAUUGUGCCAUCCACCUUUGAACCCAACAAGAACGGGGACUUCUGUCUCAGGGUUUUCUCUGAAAAAAAAGCUGACUCGCAAGUUGUUGAUGAUGAAAUUGAGGCCAAUAUUGAAGAGAAAGAACUCACUGAAGAUGAAAUUGAACCCAAUUUUAAGAAAUUAUUUAAACAAUUAGCUGGAGAGGAUGCUGAGAUCUCAGCCUUUGAACUGUGUAAUAUUCUGAAAAAAAUCUUAGCAAAACGUCAAGAUAUUAAAUCUGAUGGCUUUAGCAUUGAAACAUGCAAAAUCAUGGUUGAUCUAUUAGAUACUGAUGGAAGUGGUAGACUGGGGCUGAAAGAAUUCCACAUACUUUGGACAAAGAUCCAGAAAUACCAGAAAAUUUACCGGGAUAUGGAUGUAGAUCAUUCUGGAACCAUGAACGCCUAUGAGAUGCGGAAAGCCUUGGAACAAGCAGGAUUUAAAUUGGAUUGCCAAUUGCAUCAAGUCGUUGUGGCCCGUUUUGCUGAUGAGCAGCUGAUCAUUGAUUUUGAUAACUUUGUUAGGUGCUUGAUUCGAUUGGAGACUUUGUUCAAGAUAUUUAAGAAACUGGAUACUGAGAAAACAGGAACAAUACAGUUGAAUCUUGACACUUGGUUGUGCUUUACUACCAUAUGAGAAAGCAAUGAAAAAAUGGCGAGAAGUUCUCUUGGGAAUAAACAUGGAACAUAUUUAACAAGGGCUUACUAUACAUCUUGUACUUAUUGUGAAGCUGCUAAAGGAGAGAGUAUUGAAAAAAACAAAGCAACUGCCAAAGAAUCUCAAUAUAUUAGCUAUAACUUUUUAUGUAAUACUAUAGUAUUUGCUUAAAGUCUUCCAGGUUUGCCAUAAGGUAGAUUUCUGGGAGUUGUCAUUCUAUUUCUAAGAGUAUUGGGAAUGGCUGCAUUUUCUAUUAGAAAUUAGCUUUGUAUCACAGAUUAUCUUAACCAACUGAAAUCUGAUUCAUCAGUAAAGAAUGCUUUUGCCAUUCAAAUAAAAGAUCGUUCAUAAUG
Molecule: messenger RNA, 2174 nt
Organism: Ahaetulla prasina
Lineage: Eukaryota; Metazoa; Chordata; Lepidosauria; Squamata; Colubridae
Product: calpain-2 catalytic subunit
Exons: 19
Biological process (GO): proteolysis
Cellular component (GO): cytoplasm
Molecular function (GO): calcium ion binding; calcium-dependent cysteine-type endopeptidase activity
Source: RefSeq, a predicted model, not a curated record